ACCCCGAAGUCGAAGAAAAGAAAAAGAGUCCAGAGAAAAGAUGCUCAGAGAAAAAAAGCACAGCAAAAGAGAAAGUUGAAGAUGCUCUCGUAUCUAAAUCAUAUGAAGAUACCAAUCAAUCUUCAGUCUGCGAAGCAGGAUACUCUGUAUCUAAUACUAUCUCUACUAAACUGGAAAAUUAUAACGACACCUCUUCAGAGAUGAUCUCACAAAGUAAGGAUGUUCCGUUAUCAGAUAUAGUUGAUAAUACUUCAAAUUCUGACUCACGGAGUGAGGAUGCUAUCACAUCUGAAUCUAAUAAUGCUCCAAAUUCCAAUGUAACUGAUAUCGCUUCAAAUUCUGAUGUAGAAAAGAAACUUCGGGAUCAAGAAUUAUCCUGUAUAUCGGUUGAAGAAUCAUGUAGUGAAAAAGUGAGACCGAAAGUCCCACUUGAGCAAAACAGCAAAUCGGUGCCAAUACAGCCUGAAGAAAUAAAAGUUUCGCAUGAUUAUAUAGUCGCCCAAGAUUUCAUUCAAGAAGUGUCUUCAGGGUUCACAGAUGAGGAGAUCAUCGAAGCCAUUGAUAUACUCACUACCAAUAUGACAAUAGAAGUUGAGCUAGCUCAUUUAUUUCUAAAAGUAAGUAUUGAAGAAAAAAAUGCUAUACAAGCUAAACAAAAAGAGAUUUCAUGUCGUUACUCAUACGGAAAAAGAUUUGAAAUGGGAGUUCAAGAACUUAUGGUAAAAGAAAAUAUUUCAGAACAGACAGCGAGAAAACGAUUAUUCCAGGAUAUAAUAAAACACCUUUCUGGAAUAACUUUGGAAACCUUACGUAAAAGAACCCAAAGAUCUAUAAAACUUUACAAAUUAAUCGAAAAGAUAGGAGUUGAUAAGAUUAAGAAUAUCAAGACAUUCAGUGCGGAUUCUAUUUCAAAGUUUACACAACCUCAAAUUCAAAUAAUUCUGGAUUAUUUUAGUGAAAGUGAAAAAGUGAGACCAAAAGUCCCACUUGAGCAGGAUGGCAUUGUCAAUCCUGUAUCUAAUGCAGAAUCUAUUGAUAUUAUCAACAGAGCCGACAUGACCAAAAAGACCCUACCGAUAGCUCAAGCAAGUGUACAGCCUAUAUUUGAACCAGAAAUCAAUGUAAGUGUAUCAUUCACAUCUUUCACCUCUGAUUCGGAAGAUAUAAUAAGUAAGGAUAACAAAUCUUUAAUGGAAGCCGAG
Molecule: messenger RNA, 1202 nt
Organism: Acaulospora morrowiae
Lineage: Eukaryota; Fungi; Glomeromycota; Glomeromycetes; Diversisporales; Acaulosporaceae
Source: the annotation of a GenBank genome assembly